GCCGGCGCCCAGAAACACAACUGUUUCGUAAUCCGCGCGCAGCCCAUCACCGGCACCAGCACCAGCACCGACACCGAGAGCCAAUACCAGCGCCACAAGGACGCAGAUUUCAUCGAGCCAUUCCCGCUCCGCGCCUACGGCAACUGGGUCCAGGAGAAGCAAGAGGUCAAGACGCGAUUAUCCUGGCGCUCGCUCGAGGAGCCCGGAACGUUCUUCUCGCACCAGGAUACCGCCGACUGGCACUAUUAUGUGUAUUCGCAGCAGCAACCACCUUGUCCUAAUUCCCGUGGAGGGGUGGGUGCGGCGGACGCGGAGCGGUUGCCGCUUAUUGCCCUGGCGGCGCGGUGUUUGGAGAAGCAGGUGAGGGGCGAUGUGGUGGUUGUGCGGUUCUCGGCCAUCGAAGUGGAUAACUAUGAGGAGGAGUUCUCGGCGAAUGAGCUGGUGCGUACCGUGGGAAAUUAUCGGACUGUGAGGGAUGCGAAGGCUGAGCAUGAGCGGAGGGAGAGGGAGCGGAUCGCGGCCAAGUUUGGGCUGAAUUGA
This is a messenger RNA of Aspergillus homomorphus CBS 101889, 540 nucleotides long. RefSeq lists its product as uncharacterized. Lineage: Eukaryota; Fungi; Ascomycota; Eurotiomycetes; Eurotiales; Aspergillaceae. The annotation marks the transcript as partial. The record is from RefSeq and is a predicted model, not a curated record. The transcript has a single exon.